Messenger RNA from Amoebophrya sp. A25, 3333 nucleotides. The record is from the annotation of a GenBank genome assembly. NCBI's taxonomy places the organism in Eukaryota, Dinophyceae, Syndiniales, Amoebophryaceae.
CGAUUUUGAUUUGCUGGACGAGACGGGGAUGCCAGUAUCGAGUUGGGAUAUCCAACAAGUGCUGUGGGACAUCGAACACGGUGGGAGGGCAGUAGAACCACGCAACAGGUGGAGAGCACUCAACCUAUCAAUUAGUGCUGCUGGUAGGAAAGCGAACAGGAAGGAUGAUAAAAAUGAUCUUCUUCUGGGACGUGCGAAGCUCCUUGAUGAUGAGUUGACACCGUCACGACAAUUGGAGGCAAGAAGUUUACGGUUCUACAAUCACAAUCAAUGCACACCGGAAUUGCAGAGUGGAAUCAACACUUCUGGUUCCGGUUCUAGGAGUUCUUGUGGGCAACGAAACGCCAUCCUAGACGACGGAGGCUUCUCUUGCUUCCUACGUCGUGGCCUUAUCCCCAAUACUGGAGUACACCUCCUGCAUCGAAGAUCGGGAGUCGUGCAAGAAGAACAGCACAAGAAACAGGAGUGGUCUAUACCUAGUAUUGCUGCUGGACACGACAACAAGCGGAGCAAGCCAUCCACGACAGUCCUAUGGCUAUCCAGUCAUUUUGCUCCGUUCUACGAUGCCUUAUUCGUGCUAGAGAAGUCCUUCCCAGAUUGGACAGUGCAUAAACAUGGACUGCUGUCGUAUCACAAACGCUAUUUCCCGGAAUAUCAGACGGAUGAUAAUUAAGAUUAGAAGUAGUCAGUCACUAUCUUUAUCUUACUUCUGGAAAAUGACAAUAAUAAUAUGUGGUCUAUGAAAAUCAUGAUUGGCUGUUCCUGUUUCACCUUACGAGCCGUCAAGGCGCAAGUAAAAAUUCGUCAAGGGAUAAAACUACUACCAAGUCAUUAAGACAGUACUGUAAGUAGACAACUACCAAGUUAUUCAACCAACAUGGAUAGUGAUUGAUUGUUGCCGUUAAGGUCCAGCUUUGUACGAUAUUUUGGGACAAAUACACGAUCCAGAGACUUUGAGGACCAACGUAAAGAUGCAUGAAGACUUUGAAGGACUGGAGACUGCGUUUUUAGAAUGGGUGCAGGAGAAAUUUGGAGAUGAUUAUGAGUCUGGAAGUCUACAGUACACUACUCAUGUGUACUAGCUUGUCCUGCUGUAAUAUCUACAGGCCUCGUACUAGAUCUCCUGCCCAGUGAAAAGCCUUCACUGACGCAGCGUGGACGGUUGCUUUGAAAUUUUCCUCUUGCAUAUAUGCUACAGAUUUGGUGAUGUUUUUUCUUUUCCAAGAUCUGAAGUUCCAACUUCUAACCGUUCCUCGACAUUGCUCUAUGUGACCAUCCUGUGAUUUGGUGUCGGUUCUUUACGCAGCUAAUCCUCGAUGAGACCAAGAGUUUGAGACACGUAGUAGGUGGUUACGAUCAGCCUCAUCUCUAUGCGGUGCCAGAAAGUCGACACGAGUGGUGGACACAAGAGCUUCGCAUGCUUGCAGCAAGGGGCGACCAUACUUUUGUGGGGUAUACGGCUUUCGGGUCCGUGCAAUUCCAGUACUCUCUGGGGAAACUGAUUCCAUACCAAAAGGCGAUGGCAUUGCGGUUAGGAGCGAACUUUACAACGAGUACGGAAGAUCAAGAUCCUAGAGCAGGGCCAGGGGUGAGCGGUGGCGCAUCUUCUUAUCGGGGACCAGGUGCUUGGAAUCCGUAUAUUGAAGGACAAUUUGUAAGGAGCGACAAUCUCCGCAUACUAGAAAUGGGUAGCAGAAGUGGUUUCAGCAAUGGACUGUCAAUUUUGCUUCGAAGGGUCUUGAGCGCUAGUGGGAAAAUAGAUGUCUCGGCUUUCAUUGGAGUGGUUUUGACGGAUCCAGAAACUGGUGAAGAGGUUGCCGAUAAAGGGAUAGAGUGGUUGCGGAAAGAAGAGAGGAGACUUGAUUAUGUCACGUCAAGGAAGUCGUGAAGAAGAAUCGAGGAAAUAAAAUCCUCAAAAAUGACCUCUUGCCAGGCACAUCAAUCAAUCAGUCAAUCAAUCAAAUGCUUUAAUGAGUACUCGAUCAGACACCAACAUGCCGAACAAUACUUACAUUUUGGGCAUCAUGAUAAUCAUCAUGAUCAUCAUGUUCAUGAUCAUCAUCAUCAUGAUCAUCGUCAUCAUGAUAAUCAUCAUCAUCAUCAUCAUCAUCGUCAUCAUCAUCGUCAUCAUCAUCGUCAUCAUCAUCGUCGUCAUGUUGUACUACAACUUAUGUUCUUGUAUGCAGCAUCAGCAAAGUGAGAACCUAGUUCAUCUCGCACUCGUACUGAUUCGCUCUCUCUAAUCCAAACAAGCCUCUCCGUCACCACCGACUCGCGCAGAGAAGCUUUCCCUCCAAGCCCAGUACUUCGACUUGGUUAUCCUGUGGCCCUACGACAUUUUUAACCUCAAACUAGCCGAAUACUACGCGUUGCGCAUGCCGAUUUUCGUCCAUGCAGAAUUGUGGCGGUACACAAGACGCGGCUCACACCCUCUCUUGCGUGAUGACACUCAACCGGAAAGGCUGGAGAGAUGGAAUAGGAUAAGAAAUUUCGGAAAGACUGGAAAUAGAAGUUGUGGUGGUGGAGCGGGGGAAACCUUGCCUGGCAGUGUUUUGUUUGAGGUAGGUCAAGACGCUGACGGACAGGUCGACGCUCACGCCUGUAGCCCUAAGGGAACCUCGUCUUCUAGAAGCACUAUGGACGACAUUCUCGACUUCGAACUCCAUUACGCACGCUCCGAGGACGAACCCGAAUAUCUUUUUUCGCCCCUAGAAACGAAGGGCCGCUUUCAAUUAGAUCAUUGGGCAGGAUUCUACUACGGGAGACUGUCAGAGUUCGCUCUGCGACCACACAUCCAGUAUUUCAGAUCGGUUUCGCACCUCUUGGAGAUCACGUUGGAUCUGCAGGAGGAAAAAGAACUUCUAGAUGUGGACGUAGAUUCCUCUGCUCGUAGAAAUACAAGGUCUCCAACCCUCGUAGAACUCUCGAAGCGUAUGGAUGUUUGGUACAGGGAGACCAGUAGGGACAGCGUCAAAUUUUGGGAACGUCUAUUUCAGACGAUUUGAAAGCAUGGAGAUUAAUUUGGGAACGUCUAUUUGACACGGUUGAUGAUGGCUUUCGCUUGGAUUAUGCGAUUUAGAAGAUACAGGGGACCACUAAAAAAAUGGUCCAGAAGGUGAAUAGAUACUUCCUACUUGUUACGAAACUUACGAAUACGGCCAUACCUUAGGCAUGAUCGAAUAAGUACCAAUUCACAGACUUAUAAUAUAUAUACUCAUCGCGGCCGCGAUCGCAGACUUGACUACAGACGCACGAAAUGGUAAAGUUGUAUUCAUCAAAUUCAAAGAUUGUGUUCCACUCUAUCAUGAAUGGCUUUGGCCGUUCGAGUCUGAG